Molecule: messenger RNA, 2912 nt
Organism: Spinacia oleracea (spinach)
Lineage: Eukaryota; Viridiplantae; Streptophyta; Magnoliopsida; Caryophyllales; Amaranthaceae
Product: nucleobase-ascorbate transporter 11
Exons: 10
Coding region: 299-2557 (752 amino acids)
Biological process (GO): transmembrane transport
Cellular component (GO): membrane
Molecular function (GO): transmembrane transporter activity
Source: RefSeq, a predicted model, not a curated record
AUCUUGAAAAAGAGAAUCACUCAUGACAUCGUUACCAAUUUCUCUCUCCUCCUUUGCUAGUAAAAUCUUCAUUAAGCCACCAAACACUUCAUAAUCACAUGCCUCCAUUUUCCUAAUUGUGCUCUUAAUCCACAUUAUUAGCUCUUUUGCUUAAAUUUUACUCCUUCAGAAUCACUCUUUUUUUCUCUUCAAAAAGCACACAGUUUUCAAUUAUUCGUGGCAGCUGAACUCAAGCAGUGAACUUUCAGCACAAAACCCCAAUUCAAAUCUUGAAGCGAAGCUUGAAAAUAAACCAGUAAUGGCAACUGGGUCCAGCUCAAAAACCCUAGAUAAGAAGGCUAAGAAGCAAAAAGGCGCAGGUUCGCACCCUCCAAACAACAACAACAACAACAACAUUGAGUCAUUUGUUCCAAAGAGAGACCAUGACCCAAGAGAUUUGAAAUCUUGGGCUAAAAGAACUGGGUUUGUGUCACUUUUCUCCGGUGAAUCAACAAAUGCAGCUUCAACUUCAAGUUCUAGGAAUCACAAUUUAAGGAAUGAUAGAGGUGGGAAUCGGUUAAAUUCCGUCGAGGAGAGAGAAAAUAAUCCUGUUUUGAGUAGGACUAGAGUGGAUGGAGAUGGUGAAAUUCAGCCACAGCCACAGCCACAGCCACAGCCACAACCAGUUGGUAAUGAUUUCCAGAGGAAUGGAAAUAGAGAUGAUGAAAGGAGGGGGUUCAAUAAUGGAGGUGGGAAUGAAUUCCAGAGGAAUGGGAAUAGAGACAACGAAAGGAGGGUAUUCAGUAAUGGAGGUGGGAAUGAAUUUCAUGAAGGUAAUGUGGGUGCUCACACUGUUCACUUUGAAAAUGAGGAAGUUGGUGCUGAAAAUGAAGUGGGUUUGUAUGAUAAGUCCCCUAAUCCAGAAGACCCAAUUCUUGGAAGGCAACCUAGGAUUUUCAAAGUUAAAAGUGGGAUUUCGGAUAAUCCAGGUUUUGUCCCAGUAAUCUAUUAUGGCCUCCAGCAUUAUUUCUCACUUGCGGGUUCACUUGUUUUGAUUCCUCUUAUUAUGGUACCGGCGAUGGGUGGAACUGAUAAAGACACGGCUAAUGUUGUAUCCACGGUGUUGCUGGUUUCUGGCAUCACAACACUGCUGCAUUCAUUCUUUGGGACUCGUCUUCCGCUGGUACAAGGAAGCUCAUUUGUAUAUUUGGCCCCAGCACUUGUUAUUAUGAACUCAGAGGAGUUUCGCAACCUUACACAACAUAAAUUCAGGUACAUAAUGAGAGAGCUACAAGGGGCAAUAAUGAUAGGAUCACUUUUUCAGUGCAUAUUGGGAUUCAGUGGCCUCAUGUCUUUGCUACUAAGGUUGAUUAAUCCGGUUGUAGUUGCGCCAACAAUGGCUUCUGUAGGUUUGGCAUUUUUCAGCUAUGGGUUUCCUCAAGCUGGUAGUUGCGUCGAAAUAAGUAUACCCCACAUAUUGUUGGUUCUUUUCUUUACCCUGUAUAUUGGAGGAGUAUCUAUUUCCGGGCAUCGAGUAUUCCAAAUUUAUGCGGUACCGCUCAGCAUUCUGAUUGUAUGGGCAUAUGCUUUCUUUCUGACGGUUGGUGGAGCCUACAAUUUCAGGGGUUGCAGCCCCAACAUCCCAAGUUCAAAUAUCUUGGUUGGUGCGUGCAUAAAACAUGCAUAUACCAUGAAGCACUGCAGGACAGAUGUUUCAGAUGCAUGGAGUACUUCUUCGUGGAUUCGGAUUCCAUACCCUUUACAGUGGGGCAUCCCUAUUUUUCGCUUCAGGACUGCCCUCAUCAUGAUUAUCAUAUCACUUGUCUCAUCAGUAGAUUCGAUUGCGACAUAUUAUUCUGCAUCAUUACGAGUCAACUCAAAGCCUCCUACCCCAGGAGUUGUGACUAGAGGGAUUGGGAUGGAAGGUUUUUGCAGUUUACUGGCUGGAUUAUGGGGUACUGGAACUGGAUCGACUACUCUAACCGAGAAUGUGCACACAAUUAGCAUGACUGAGGUAGCAAAUCGAAGGGGUAUACAGCUUGGCGCUGUCCUUUUGAUUUUGUUAUCUUUUAUAGGAAAAGUGGGCGGAAUCCUUGCUUCCAUCCCACAAGCACUUGUUGCUUCUGUGUUGUGCUUCAUUUGGGCCCUCAUUGUAGCUCUUGGUCUCUUAAAUUUGCAGUAUACUCAAGCAUCUAGUUUCCGAAACAUGGGAAUAGUUGGUGUUUCCUUGUUUCUUGGAUUAUCAAUCCCUGCAUACUUUCAACAGUUCGAACGUGAUAUCAAUAUGAUUCUUCCCAGUUAUCUGAUUCCGUAUGCAGCAGCAUCAAACGGACCGGUUCAUACUGGCAAUAAACAAUUUGAUUUUGCAAUUAAUGGUCUCUUGUCUAUGAAUAUGGUGGUGAGCUUCUUGAUAGCAUUUGUGCUAGACAAUACUGUCCCUGGCAGCAAGCAAGAACGAGGGGUAUAUAAGUGGUCAACUUCUGAAGAUUUGGCUACCGAUGCAUCUUCUCAAGCUAGUUACAAGUUACCCAGUAGAGUGGCUAAUGCUUGUUGCUGGGCAAAGUGUCUAGGUUUAUGAUCUCAGCAGUCCUGCGCAAGCACCUCAAUUCUCAUUAGGAGAUCGGGUUCUUGGCCGCUCCCUUGUGCAUUUGCUUCCUUUAGGUUGUGUUUCAGACUUUUGAUUCUUAUGGUAUGGCUUAGAUUUUGAGAUUCAUGUUCUAGAGCUCCAAUAGAGUUAAGGAACUACAUAAGCUAUACAUUGUAGGAAACAAGUAAAAAGUCUUAUGUUGUUGCCAUAAUAUAUAGUGUAAUUCACAUGCCUUACAAGAGUAAAUUGUGAAUUUUAAAUCAAUUUGAAGAGUAAGUUGUGUUUACUCAGCAAGAUUGUAACUCGGAAAUCAAUGAAAAAACUGUUAUACUUGUGUUCUUCUAUC